Molecule: messenger RNA, 3983 nt
Organism: Tachysurus vachellii
Lineage: Eukaryota; Metazoa; Chordata; Actinopteri; Siluriformes; Bagridae
Product: probable E3 ubiquitin-protein ligase HERC6
Exons: 23
Coding region: 52-3114 (1020 amino acids)
Biological process (GO): ubiquitin-dependent protein catabolic process; protein ubiquitination
Molecular function (GO): ubiquitin protein ligase activity
Source: RefSeq, a predicted model, not a curated record
GACUGGUGAGGAGACAGCGGUUCAUUCACACACCAGCGUCUGUGCAGCAUCAUGAUGUUCUACUGCUGGGGAGACUCAUCCAAAGGACAGCUCGCUUUACCCGGCACUGGGGUAAAAGCUACACCGACUUCAGUACCUUUGACUGAACAACUCAUUCAGAUCUCUUGUGGAGAACAACACACUUUAUUCCUGACACCAAGCGGUCAGGUGCUCUCAUGUGGCCGAAACUCUAAAGGACAGCUGGGGAGAUCCAAGAGCAGAGACACCAAACUGCCAGUGAAGAUUGAAGGUUUGGGAUCUGUAGCUGCAAUAGCAUGUGGACAGGACCACAGUUUGGCUCUAUGUGAUUCAGGUCAAGUGUUUUCUUGGGGAGCAGGUGGAGAAGGUCAGCUGGGCAUCUGCAGCCCGUUUGCAAAAUGCCUCAAACCUAUGCUAUCUCAGAUACCUUUUCAGAUCCAAGUGGUACAGGUGGCUUGUGGAAAUGUCCAUUCUUUAGCCCUAACCAAGGGAGGUGAAGUCUUUUCAUGGGGUCUGAAUAAAUAUGGGCAGCUGGGACUGGGGAAAUCAGUGAACCUCCAGGCUCUCCCUGCCCUGAUACCAUCUCUUGUCGGAGUUCCAGUUAUUCAGAUCUCAGCUGGUGGAGCCCACACUAUGGCGUUGACCCUCACAGAUCAAGUGUUCUGCUGUGGCGCUAACAGUGUAGGCCAACUGGGUCUUAAUAGGAAAGACGUAAACGGUCGAUUUACAAUAUGUGCUGUUCCAGCUUUGAGGAACUUCGGGGUUUCUUCCAUCAGCUGUGGAGCAGCUCACACUGCUGUCCUCACUAAGGUUGGAGAGGUGUACACAUUCGGAGAGGGAGCUCAUGGUCAACUUGGGCAUAACUCCACCAAUAACCAGCUUCUACCCAAGAAAGUUGAAGCAAUUGAUGCACCUGCUAAACAAGUAACCUGUGGCAGCCACCACACUCUGGUUCUGAUGCCGUCUGGUAUGCUCUUCACGUUUGGCCGUGAUGCCCAAGCCCAGGCGAGUGGUGGCACUGAGAACAGCCUGCAGCCAGUAAGACUGGAUGGAGACUGGAUCAGCUCAGGAGCAGGGAUACCCACAAGUACACAAGGAUUCAAAAUGCAGAUAUCAUCUGGCUACAGUUCUAACUUUCUUUUCUUUCCAACGUCCAAGACCAAUAUUCUUGGUGAGCCAAUUGGGAAACUUGAAGAGGCGAAAGUGCAGAGAUGGCUUACAAUGUUGGACUGUGAAAGCAUCAAAGAAAUGAAAAAGGAGGUUUCCUUGACGUUUGCCACAAGUUCAAAUCUUGUUGCCUGCUUCAUUAAGGACAGGAAUACUCCAGGUACUCUUCGGGUUGAUGUGAAUGCUGCUAGCCAGACUUUUGACCAACUCCUGAAGAUUCCCUGGAUCAAGAAUUCAAUGAACUUCACACAAAUCGUGGAAGUCCUUUUGUAUGCUGCUAAAUCGAUGAGGUGUCCUGAAGUCUUCCUGCUUCUGCCCACAUGCUCCAUCCUUCACGAACAGCAAAAUGUCAUUGGACUGGUGUUACCAUUAGCUGUAGCCAUCACAGACCUCAAUGACAAUGCUAUGAAAACCUUGAAGGAACAAUGGUCCUCAAUGGAUGCCAACAUUAUGACCAAACACAUCUGCAUGUGGAAACAAGCACUUGCCUUCCUCCUGAGCUCCAAUGUGUGGGUCAAUUAUAACCCUGGUGUAAAAGCAGUGCUGGAAGUCCUCAAGUUACUUUACAGGGCAAACAAAAGGGCAACUGAGUCGAGGAGGAUUCCUUUUAGUGAGUUCUACAUAGAAGAGAUCGGCACCACACCUCAGCUACUCGGGUCUGAUUUUUUGAUAUGGACAAACAUUAGACUUGGACAUGUUAAGGAAGAGGAUGAGACAUCUGCCAUUUUCUGCCGCUACCCAUUUCUCCUGGACCUGGCAAGCAAAAUCAGCGUUUUUAAAUACAUCGCUACAGCUACCCAGAUGAGUCAUCAGAUUAUCCACAAUAGUGUGGUGGCUGGUGGAGUCUUUCAAAAGAUGCACAACUGUGAGGUCCCGACACCGAUCCUCCAGCUGAAAGUGAGACGCACUGCGCUGCUUGAGGAUACAUUCAGGCAACUUAACAAUGCAGACCAUGACAACUUCAAAAAAACUUUAGUGGUAAAGUUUGUAGAAGAAGACAAACUGACAGACGUUAACAGACGGGAUUUUUUUAUCCAUGCUUUCAGUGAGCUUUUGGCUCCUAAAUCAGAGAUGUUCAUGUACAAUGACAGACAAACAAUGAUCUGGUUUCCUGCCAAGCCAACACUUGAAUUAAAACAGUACUUCCUGUUUGGGAUCCUCUGUGGCCUAGCCCUCUACAGCAACAACAUAGUGCACAUGCCCUUUCCUCUGGCCUUUUUUAAGAAGCUGGUCAAUGUAAAGCCUACUCUGGAUGAUAUGACUGAGUUCAUCCCUGUGAUCGGAAAGGGUUUGCAUUGCAUUCUUCAUGAGUACCCUGAUGAUGUUGUUGAUGACUUGGACAUCCCUUUCUGUGUGCACUGGGAUGGUGCUGAUGUGGAGUUGGAGUCCCACAAAAAUGGACAAUCUGUGACAAGUUAUAACAAGAAGGAGUUUGUGGAAGCGUAUGUAGAUUACGCAAUGAACAAGUCGGUGGAGAAGGUGUUUAAUGAGUUUAAGAGAGGAUUCUACAAAGUGUGUGAUGAAGAUGUGGUGAACUUCUUCCAACCGGAGGAGCUCAGAGGAGUGAUGGUGGGAACAGAGGAAUAUGACUGGGACACAUUCAGACAGAAUACAAAAUAUGUUGGACAAUACCACGAGAGACAUCCGACUAUCAUUGCAUUCUGGGAGGUAUUCGAGGAGCUGACACAGGAGCAAAAGAAAGCCUUUCUCUUGUUUCUAACAGGCUGUGAUCGUGUGCCUGUCCUUGGGAUGGAUCAGGUUAGGAUGACUGUGUUGGAACGCCCUAACUUUACCCAGAACCACCUGCCUGAGUCCCUCACCUGCCAUUCUCAUUUCAUGCUUCCUCCUUAUGAAAGCAAGCAGCGUCUGGAGGCAAAACUUCUUGAAGCGAUAAACCACAACCAAGGCUUCUGGAUAGAAGAUGCAUAGAUAUUUAGGUCAUGAAUUUUAGAUAUUUAGGUCAUGCAUGGCUCUACAUCUUAUGGACUAUAUUAUAUACUAUUUCUUGCUUAACAGUUUGCUUAUUAUACAGAUAGUUCCCGAGUUAUGAAGGAGAUGCAUUCUGAGGAACCCAUCGUAAAUAGAAAAUAUCACAAAUCAAAUUAUGACCUAGCCUACCUAGGAGUAUGGGAUAAUGCAAUCUAAUAGAAUGUUUGUUCAGUAAAUAAUAUAUCUGCUAUAAAAACUUUAGCAAUGACCAUAACCAUAAAACAAAAAUGACCGUAACCAUAAAAUGAGCCGUUAAAGCUGUGUAUCACACAUACAUUGAUGUAUCGUAUUGUCUUUUACUCACCAAGAUUCUGUUUAUUUGCAUAUUUGAACAACGUUAUGUUGUUGAUGGCUACAUUAACUUAGUUAUAGGAAGAAAAACGAAUUGUACCAAAUACAUGUCUCUAUCGUCUAUCAUAUUUCGGGUCGUAUCGGUAUUAUGUUAUAUAUUAUGUUGCUUGCGAGUACUGAUGAACUAAAAUCUCAGAUAACUAACACUAGUUUUCUUGUGCGUUAGUAUAUAUUGCAUUUGUAAUGUUGACCAUGUUGCAGAUGAAUUACAAAGAUUAUUUGCAUCACUUACAAAGUAGAAGAAGGAAACUCUAUGUUUAUUAAACUCUAUGUAUAUCAUUUAUGUUCUUGCAUGUAUAAUUUGUUCUUAUUAGCUGAGGUGAGUGCUAAAUUAAACUACUGCGUAAUUGCUUGUCCAAUAACACUGAUUACUAACACUGAAUAAAGAUAAUGAGAAGCAUUGCUAAACUGUUCAUAAUGCAACACAAACCUAAAAUAAAAGUAUGUUCUGUUUAUGA